Molecule: messenger RNA, 3537 nt
Organism: Camarhynchus parvulus
Lineage: Eukaryota; Metazoa; Chordata; Aves; Passeriformes; Thraupidae
Gene: CTDSP1
Product: CTD small phosphatase 1
Exons: 7
Coding region: 134-910 (258 amino acids)
Molecular function (GO): RNA polymerase II CTD heptapeptide repeat phosphatase activity
Source: RefSeq, a predicted model, not a curated record
UGUUGUAACAAAGUUUCCUCCGCGGCGCCGCUCCCGCGCCCGCCGCCCCGCGCCGCCGCCGGCCCCCGCCCCGCCUCCCCCCCCGGGGGCCGCGCCGGGGGGGGCCGCCCCCCCCCCCCCCUCCCCGGCGCCCAUGGAGCACCAGUCCAUCAUCGCCCAGGUUAGCAGGGAGGAGGGGAGCGCCCCGCUUCAGGAGAAAGGUACCCAGACCCCUGCCAAGAAGCCUCGGAGCCGCAGCAUUCUCCAGUCCCUCUUCUGCUGCCUGUGCCGCGAUGAGGGUGAGCCCUGCACCGGCACCACCGGCGCGCCGCUGCUGGUGGAGGAGAACGGGGCACUGCCCAAGGCCGCUGUCAAGCACCUGCUGCCCGAGAUCAAGCCGCAGGACGCCAGCAAGCUCUGCGUGGUCAUCGACCUGGAUGAGACCCUGGUGCACAGCUCCUUCAAGCCAGUGAACAACGCCGACUUCAUCAUUCCUGUGGAGAUCGAUGGCAUCAUGCACCAGGUGUACGUGCUCAAGCGGCCACACGUGGACGAGUUCCUGCAGCGCAUGGGCGAGCUCUUUGAGUGCGUGCUCUUCACUGCCAGCCUGGCCAAGUAUGCAGACCCCGUGGCUGAUCUGCUGGAUAAAUGGGGGGCUUUCCGGGCACGGCUUUUCCGGGAAUCCUGUGUUUUCCAUCGCGGCAACUACGUGAAGGACCUGAGCCGCCUGGGCCGCGACCUGCGCCGAAUCAUCAUCGUGGACAACUCGCCCGCGUCCUACAUCUUCCACCCGGAUAACGCCGUGCCGGUGGCCUCCUGGUUCGAUAACAUGGCGGACACAGAGCUGCUGGACCUGCUGCCCUUCUUCGAGAGGCUCAGCAAGGUGGAGGAUGUGUACGCAGUGCUCAAGAAGCAGCGGACUAACAGCUAAUGGCCCCCCCACGCUCCGGGCGCUGCCAAGGGGCACCCCCGGGGGAGGCAGGUGCCUUAUUUUGGGGGAGGGAGGGUCCCGGUGUGCCCCCCAUCAUCCUCCCCAGCCCCGGCGGGUGCGGGUGCCCUCCGUGCCUGCCGCUGGUGGGAGAUGUGGGUGUCCCCCUUCUCAGAGAAGGGGGGCCAUGGGUGACCCACUGCCUUGCUGUGCUGAGGACCUACUGGGGGGUCCCAUCCUCCCCCACUGUCCAGCUCUGGCCCCUUUCCCCCCAGCCUGUGCCCCCCUCCACGAAACGGUUCUCAGGUCCUUUUCCCCUCUGUCCCCCGAUUGGGGAGGGGGGUGGGGUCAGCAGCUGCUGCUUUCCACUGCCUUUGGGAGGACUGGAUCCCUCCAUCCUGACUCUGCCUGCUGGGAGGCUGGCAGCCCUUGGCCCCUGUCUGCCGAGGCUACAGGACAGGUAACACCUUGUCACCCUCCAAAAACGCAGGGAGUCUUUCUGCCCUUGGUGCAUAGGGCUGCCACCGUACCCUUAACUGUGCCCUGGGUGCAGCUGAUCACCUCGAGGGGAUCAUGUCCUUGCCUCUCCUCAUGCCUGCUGCCCCACCUGGGGGUUGUGUUUUGCAGGGGCAGCCCAGCCUCAGGGCUGAGCCCCUGGGCACAAAUGCCUCCCACGUGCCUUGAGACACCGUGUCUCUGUUCCCCCUUAGCCCUGCAAGGGGUGUGCCUGGUGGGGGGGCUCUUUACUUCGGUUUCUUGUCAUUUUUGGGGGGGAGGUGGCCUCCCCCCCUCUCCAGUCACACUGUGUCACUGGGAGCCACUCUGGUCACCCACAGAAGGGUCCCCUCCCGUGGCGGGGGGCGCACCCCCCACUCCAUAUCCAUCUGCAGCUUCACCAAAGGCUGCAAGUCUGGAGAGAGGGACCCCAUACCAGCCUUAAUGUGCCCCUCCCAGCCUUUCCCCAGCCCCAGUCCCCAGCUGGGAGGGGGCGGGGGACACUGCAGCCCCCCCGUAGCCUGGGGUUGCCCUGACCCCCGUGGGGUUGGACUUGUGCCAGGGUGUCCCCCGGCUUUGAGGGUCUGGGGGCUCUCAGGGAGGGUUUUCCUGGGGAGGCUGAGCUCAGCCAGGCCUUUUUUAAUGUCACAAUAUGGACAAUGCCUCAUAUCUUUUUAGAGGGAAAAGCAAUGGUUUCCCAAAAAAUCAUGGGUGCCUUUUUACCGCAGUGCCAGCGCAGGGAGCGGGGCAGUGUUUGGGGGGUGGGUGUGAUGCGUUUUAGCUUUCUGGUGCUGUUCACUGCCCUGCUCCCACUGCUGGGGCUGAGCAGGGGCCCCCAGCCCCAGCCACAGCCCCUGCCCUGUGGUGGGGGCUGGUGCAGCACAGCUCCCUGGAUCCCUGCCAGCCCCGGGCUCAUCCUGCCCUGCCAGGAGGCUUGGACUCAGCACUUUAUGUUAGACAAGUCAAAGGGCGCCAGCACAGCCGCUGCCCAGCGAGUGCCUGUGGGUGUACAGCCCUGCCCUGGGCAUCCUUGGGAGGCCUGGGGGAUGCAGAGGCAGCGUGGGGGGCUGGGGAGGGCUGGGGUACCAGAUCCAAGUGCCUUCAUGUGAUUAAAGCUGUCAAACCAUCUUGGAAAGAGUAGUCCUGAGUGUGUGCAUGUAUGGAUACAUAUCACGUGCGUGUCACUAGAGGCUGUGCUCAGUGUGGGGACACGGAGCCCCUGGGAUCCCCUGAGCCCCUGGGAGGGGGGGAUGCUGCAGGUCAGUGCUGGGGGAGCACCCUCGGGCUGCAGGGUUGAGGUGCCACCCCUUGCCUGGUGCCAAGGGGACACCCUCACGCUGGAGGACAGCCCCCCCAGGCUGCCCUGGCACCUCCAUCCAAACUCCUUCCCUGUCCUCCUGGGAAAAAGCCCCUGGUGCCACAGGGAUGGCUAUCCUGCCCCUUAACAAGGAGGGGUAAAUUUACCAAUUUACCACAUGGGCUGUGCCCUCCUCCCAGCUCUGAGAGACCUCAGUUGAGUUCGCUCCAAGGAAGGUCUCAGGCCUUCCCCAUACAGACUGGGGGGCAACCUGUGGCCCCCUCCCGCCAUCCCAGGCCAUCUGCUGCCAACAUGCAGGCUCUGGGUUCCUGGGGGGAAUCUCUUAGCUGCCCCCUCCCCCGUGCCCUCAUUGGCCCUAUGCCUCCCCUCAUUAAUGAAAUCUCUGUCCUCCCUAUGGCUGCACUAAUUACUGAGUUCAUUAGUGGCCCGGCUGGGGGCCCGGAGAGGGGGUGAGCCCUCUGGGGCCACCGAGGGGUCCCUACCCCUGUGCCACACUGACAGACUGCCCUGGGCCGUGGCCACCGAGCAGAGGGUGACAGCGGCCACCCGGGUGUCCCACCCCACCCCGAACAGCCCCACCGGGGGUUCUGCACCCAGGUAAGGCAUCCACGGGGACACUCGAGUGGGGCGCAGGAGGUGGGAGCUGGGUGGCAGCGUUUGGAGGGUUUGGGGGCCAAGGAGCGGAGGGCAGAGCAGAGCCCACCCCUGUGGCACCAGGACCCCCCCUGUUUGUGGCUGACACGCCCCCUGCUCUGGGUCAGCCCGUGGCCAUCGCUGCGGGGAUCCCUGCGGGACAGGACGGUCAGGCGGGAUCUGG